AUGCUCUCCCCACAAAGUGCGUCCGGAUCGCGGAACGAUAUGGUCGCGAUGAAACGUCCGAAACGACAGUUGACAAAUGUCUACGAGCGAUCAGCUGUCAAUAAGAGAGCAGCGAACAUUGCGAUGAGGUGA
Molecule: messenger RNA, 132 nt
Organism: Anisakis simplex (herring worm)
Lineage: Eukaryota; Metazoa; Nematoda; Chromadorea; Rhabditida; Anisakidae
Source: the annotation of a GenBank genome assembly